AUGCCUCCCUUUCCAAAGUCCAUCGCCGAGGACCCCAAGUCAGUUUUCUGGAUGCUCCGGUCCUUCACCAUUGGCAAGGAGCAGAAGACCCCUGGUCCUACAAGCCUCUUCCUCGAUCGCGCCAACGCUGAGUUUGGCUUCGUCGCAUACACGUCUGCUGGCAUCGCAUUCGUCCUCCGCUUCCCCGAAACGAACGAACUCAUGUACUUUCAAGCCAAGAGCGCCCGCGCAGCAGCCUGGCGAGACAAGAGCAAGAAAGCCUCAAUCCUCUUCCAGCAUCUGCAGGUAGAUUUGGAGUUUGCGGCACCGGACCAAGCUCGUAGCUUCCUAGAUGUGCUAGAGGAUAUUGCGACAGCGGCUGGCAACCACUUCUUCUACAGCUAUGAAGUGCCACAGAAGGUCGCCUUCGUCAAGGCCGACUUCGACAUGGAACAGCAGGGCUUCACGAGCCGAGCUCCGCAGCCCUGGAUGGCGGUUCCUACUGAUUCUUCUGAGUGGCCUCGUCUACGGAAGACGGGUGAAUGGUCAGACUUCACCAUUUUCGCGGGUGGCAGUCAAUUCCGCGUCCAUCGCGUCAAGCUUUGCAAAGAGUCGUACUAUUUCAGAGCAGUAUGCAGCGGUGGCUUUUCCGAGACCGCGAAGCAAUCCAUCGAGCUUCCAGAGUCGGCGCACGUCGUCUCGACUCUCCUCGACGAGAUGUACGGUGUCUACAACCCGACUACUGGUUCCAUCUUCACCAACUUCGCGCUCCGUAUGGAGAUCGAGAAAGAGCUCAUCAUGAACCAACUUCUGGAUCUUUUCAUUGCCGCGGAUAAGUACAACCUCGAACCCAUCAAGCGCCGCGCCGCCGAAGCCAUCAUCGACCGCCUCCCCUUCAUAACCGACCCACUCAUGAUCGUCGACCUGGCCACAUGCAUCUUCCACGAGCAAUGCCCAGAGAACGACCGUGGACUGCGCAAAGCCAUCAUCGAGUGUGUGAGGAUGCGCAUGCCGGCUAUACUCGAGGAUGAGAGUGCGUGGGAGGAGUUCUCGGAGAACAAGAACGUACUGAAGGCCUUCCACAUGUCGCAAUGUGAGGCGCGUGAGGGUGGUGGUAUGAUUGCGGGUGGCGGUAGAGGCAGGAUAAUGACGCCGCCUGCUACGCCUAGGUAG
This is a messenger RNA of Alternaria arbusti, 1152 nucleotides long. RefSeq lists its product as uncharacterized. The transcript is spliced from 3 exons. NCBI's taxonomy places the organism in Eukaryota, Fungi, Ascomycota, Dothideomycetes, Pleosporales, Pleosporaceae. Gene Ontology annotation, molecular function: protein binding. The record is from RefSeq and is a predicted model, not a curated record. The coding region runs from base 1 to 1152 and encodes 383 amino acids.